GGAGAAACCCUGUUCGUUUGUGACGAAGUUACCCCACGCUUUGAGGCGCAUCUCAUUGCUACCCCGGAUUUUCCCUUUUCGGGGACAAGGCCUAUAAAGACGCAAGGAGGGCUCUUUGGUCCUGGAAAUCCUCCAUUUAACACCUCUUCUGCGACUCUUGGAGCGUCUCUCUGGCUGCGACGGCCCAUCUUUUACUCUAGAGCUCUUCGCGAUCGCAUAUACACAACAUGGGAUUCAUCCAUAAGUCGCAGCCGAAUCCAGCUGCCUCUGACAGGAGGGUCAGUGAGGAAGACAAAAAAUUCGAGGCAAUUCAGCUUGAAAAUGUCGCGACCACUCAGGAUUCGGCGCACCGAGAGGCCGUCGACCCUUUGGCGGAGAAAAAGGUUGUGCGAAAAAUGGAUUGGCGGAUACCUCCAUUACUUGGCGCACUAUAUCUUCUCUCGUUUUUGGAUCGUUCAAACAUAGGGAACGCUCGAAUUGCCGGCAUGGAAGACGAUUUAUCGCUUACGGGCGAUAGAUACGAUUGGCUGUUGACCAUUUUCUACAUAUCGUAUAUUGUUUUUGAAUUCCAAACCAUGAUGUGGAAAAUCCUGCCUCCGCAUAUUUGGGCCGGUAUUACAAUUUUGGCAUGGGGUCUCAUAGCAACACUCCAAUCCACGGUGCAAAACUGGCAAGGACUUAUGGCCUGUCGAUUUUUCCUCGGUUUGGCAGAAGCUGGAUUUGGACCUGGCGUUCCAUACCUGCUGUCUUUCUUCUAUUUGCGCAAAGAGCUCGGUCUUCGGGUUGGCAUGUUCCUUUCCGCUGCUCCACUAGCCAAUUGUUUUGCUGGCGCCCUGGCAUACGGAAUUACAUCGGGCCAUUCGAAGCUUGCCAAUUGGCGACUUCUCUUCCUCGUUGAAGGAAUUCCCACAAUUCUCAUGGCCCCUGUGGCGUACUUUUUCCUUCCCGACUCGCCCGACAAGGCGCGUUUUCUCACCACUGAGGAAAAGCAAAUUGCCAAAGAGCGAGGAGUCAGACAAGUUGGUGCGACCGAACGUGUAGGUGGCGUCAACUUUAAAGAGAUUGGGCUUGCCUUGGUUGAUGUGAAGUGCUGGUUCACAGCUCUCAUGUACUUUAGCUGCAACGUCAGCUUCUCUUCUCUUCCAGUCUUCCUCCCAACCAUUCUGAGCCAGAUGGGCUUCACCAAAAUCGACGCACAAGGUCUUACCGCACCUCCAUACUUUCUCUCUUUUCUCAUCACCAUUUUCUCCACCUGGGUCGCAGACAGGACUAAACAGCGCGGCAUCACCAUCAUACUGCUUUCGUGCAUCGGUGGAGUCGGAUAUAUUAUCCUUGGAUCGACACGCACGACGGGACCUCGGUAUUUUGGCGUCUUUCUCGCCGCAGCGGGAAUUUUCCCCGCCAUUGCAAACAUUAUUCCAUGGGUCUUGAAUAACCAGGGCUCCGACAACCGACGCGGCGCAGGAAUCGUGCUCCUCAAUCUCGUAGGCCAGUGUGGCCCAUUGCUUGGCACCAGAUUGUAUCCCACAUCUGAGGCGCCGAAUUAUGAAAAAGGCCACUACGUCUGCGCGGCGUUUAUGUUUUUCACCGGCCUUUUGGCGCUUGGCCUGAGGACUCUGCUGUGGUGGGAAAACCGCAAGCUGGAUCGUACCCACGGUGCCCUGCCCCCUCCCCCGGCACAUGACACCGAGACGGGCACAAAGACUGCUGUUGCACAGGAGAAUUAUGGUCCUACUUUCCGAUUUGUUUUGUAGCUGGAUCAAUCUUUCCAUGAUCUCUUUCUACGAUUUUCUUUUCCUGGCUUUUAUUUAUUCUUUGUAUUAGGUGGACAUUUCUUUUUCUUCUUGGAUUUUCCUUCAUCUCUUUUCGGUUGGUUAACGCGCUUUUAUAGCGCUUCAUUCGGGGUACCUUGUCCUACGGAUAUUUUUCUGGGAUUUGUUCUGAUACCUUGAAUGACACGAAUGCAUUUUCUGUGACGAAAUUAGGUUGCAUACCACUUAUGAAACGGGGAGUUUCACGGGGCCGGCAUUGCUGGAAUCGGACAUGGGAUACGAUCCUACGGGAUCGCGGAUUAUUUGAACUGCUUGAUAUGCAACGUCUACGAUUCCUGCGUCGUUGGUGGGGGAUUUACUCUUUUUUUUUUUGCUUUUACCUUGUGUACUAUUCGCUCCUACAGUCCUACUUUAUUUCUCAAACUGUAUUACUAUAAAUUGAUAAGUUUACAAGUAAACAAAUACUUUUGACCCGACU
Messenger RNA from Xylona heveae TC161, 2250 nucleotides. RefSeq names its product putative MFS transporter. Gene Ontology annotation, biological process: transmembrane transport. The record is from RefSeq and is a predicted model, not a curated record. Gene Ontology annotation, cellular component: membrane. Lineage: Eukaryota; Fungi; Ascomycota; Xylonomycetes; Xylonales; Xylonaceae. Gene Ontology annotation, molecular function: transmembrane transporter activity. The transcript is spliced from 6 exons. Bases 228 to 1754 code for a protein of 508 amino acids.